AUGGUGAGCUCGUCUCUUUCGAAUAAGAGAUACACUUACGUACACGAACGUGAAAGUGAGACACUAAGAGGAGCCAUUGAGAUUCACCAUGUGAUCAUCAACGGAAGCAGAGCAAAUGGUCACGCCCGUCGUCGGGGGAUUGGUUUCUUCCUUGAAUAUAAUUUUCUUCCUUUUGCCUUGGAAAGAAUCUGUUAUAAUCAUGCCAUCUUUCGGGAGGCAGCGGAAGAAGUUGAAGAAGGUGAAGAAGAAGAAGAGUCUAUUGUUCAUAAAACCGCCAGUCUUGGUGAUGUUGAGGGUUCGAAAAAUGCUUUGGAAGCCGGUGGUAACAAAGAUGAAGAAGAUUCCGAGGGAAGGACGGCAUUGCAUUUUGCUUGCGGAUACGGCGAGUUGAAAUGUGCGCAAGUUCUUAUCGAUGCUGGAGCAAGUGUUAACGCAGUUGACAAAAACAAGAACACGCCUCUGCACUACGCUGCUGGUUACGGGAGGAAUGAGUGUGUAAGCCUUCUCCUAGAGAAUGGUGCUGCCAGUGACUCUGCAAAACCUAGACGAGAAGACACCAACUGA
Microthlaspi erraticum is the source of this 564-nucleotide messenger RNA. NCBI's taxonomy places the organism in Eukaryota, Viridiplantae, Streptophyta, Magnoliopsida, Brassicales, Brassicaceae. The record is from the annotation of a GenBank genome assembly.